Cryptococcus deneoformans JEC21 is the source of this 3091-nucleotide messenger RNA. RefSeq lists its product as hypothetical. NCBI's taxonomy places the organism in Eukaryota, Fungi, Basidiomycota, Tremellomycetes, Tremellales, Cryptococcaceae. The transcript is spliced from 5 exons. The record is from RefSeq and is a predicted model, not a curated record. The coding region runs from base 465 to 2846 and encodes 793 amino acids.
CGCUCUCCCUCCCUCGUUCCCUUCCAUUUCCCGCUUUGCUGAUAAAAUCUGGGCAAGCGACAGAUUUCGACAGAUCGACGUGCCUCUGCAUAGCCCAGUCUGCGCUCUGGCGGAGUGUAUGCAGGAGAGCAAAAGUGCCCUCCUUGCUGCUCGACCCUUUUUCUGUUGGAGAAGAUUAUUUUUGCAGUUUCCAGGGGUGCAUACCACAUCUGGAUGUUUGAUGUUUCGCAAAGUUAACAUCAGCAAUCAUAGACCAGCCAAAAGCAUCAGUCCAUCAAUCAGUUCCUGUGCAUCAGCCCUCUUCUGCGAACAUUCCCCCACCCGAGCUUCUUUCUGCGCCCAAGACAUUUCUUCCUCCCAUCGUCCACUGCUCAGCGCCCAUCGCCAUCCCGCCGCUCCCGCAACUCAAAAACCUGCAAUAGUCUUUGACAUCUUCCUCAACACCACACUCAGUACGACAGCAAAUGCCCCGCACUCAGCAGCCCUCAACAGGUUUAGGCAUCGAAGACGAGCUCUCCUUCGGGUCAGACGAGGACCUUAUUGCAGACGUUGGCGAGAUUGCGUUACCUGCUACCGCUCCUAAUCCUCCGUCAAAUGCAAAGGCAGACAAGGAUAGAAAGAGCAGGUUUAAGCUUUCCGGUAAAAAGAAGAGCGCGGAGGGCAGCGUCUUAGCAUCAGCGCAUCCACAGCACAGUACAAGGGAGAUGAGAGACACAAGUCAUAAGAAGGAGAAGAAGAGCAAGGAAGGGCGUAGCCUUGCUUCUGCGUCCAUUGUGCUGGACCCCCAAAUGGAAUCAGUCUUGGACCUUACUUCAGGCGGCGCAUACUACAAUGCAGGAAGUGCUAGUGGCGGGUCAACACCUAGUCUGCCGAGUCUUACGUCUGGAAGCACCACCUCAUCGAGAAAGAAAGGUGGAUUCAGAAACGCUCUGAAAGGCCUAGGCAUGAAGAAGGAGUCUGAACAGAGUUCCCUCUUCGCUACAAGGCAGAGAGAGAAGUUGGACAAGCUCAAACAGGUGCACAGUAUCGACAGCUUUUCCACCGGCGAAUACUCCAUGCAACCCUCUAUCGAUUUGUCACUAUCAACCUAUUCAUCGAGAAGGACAGACACUACAAUGUCUUCCGUAUACCACCACCUUACGCCGACGAAUGCACCUGGCACAAAGUCGAGGACAGAGAGGGAGGAAUCACUGCAUUCUAAACACGCUUCCGUCUCUUCUGUUACGCCAUCUCAGCCUCCAUCAUAUGCCAAUACCGACCGUCAACCUGCUGCUUCCAACCACAAAAUGAUCCUCGAAAAAUUCCCCGAAGCUCCGGCGACUAAGGAAACUAUCCCACUUAGCAGCCCAUCAACUCUGUCCUCCAGAGCUCCGUCCCCAUUUCUCAGCCCUGCACUCACUUCCAUUCUUUUACCUUCUUUCCCCACCACCGCUUCAUCACUGGAAAAUAUCCAAAUUCUCUCCGCUACUGUCAUCCGACGCACAGACAGUUCUUCUAUCGAGAAGGAAAGAAGUAGUUCACUCAGGAACCUUGCUGGCGGGCUUGGAAACGGCAGCUCGCCUUCUUCAAAAAGACCCGUGUGGAUCAGCCAGCAGAUGAUAUUAACCAGCUUCAAGAUUGGCGGAAACACCCCUGUCGGUUCACCCAAUCCUGAAGCGGCCCAUGUCAUCACUUCUGAGUCGGAAACGGAUGCCGCUAAAACGACUGCUCAUCUGCAUCUCUUUUCCAUCCCCACCACGACUCCUCGAUCAUCCCUCAAAUCGUCGACUUCUCCGAUAAAACCUUCCCCUCCUCAGCCUCAAGUAGAGUUGGAAAGAAUGAUGUUGAAAGCGGACAGUACAGCUGGUUUCUGGGAAGAAACUAAUGGGGAGAGGAAGUUUGUUAUGCGUAUUGGUUUUGGAUAUGGGAAAGGUGAAGAAAGGGAGGGUGAGGGCGUGGAAUGGAUUGUCGAGAUGAGGAAUGCGGAGCAACUGAGAGAGUGGAUACAGCAAAUCAAGUCUAUCGCUGUUGUUAUUCGUGCGGAGAAGGAAGGUCACGGCCACGCCAUUCGGGAAGCAUUUUCCACUGGUUCAGCCCGAGGUGACGACCUCGCACUCGCUCUCAACAUGCAGCGUCUCACCCCUUCCCACUCCAUCAAGAGCAGACCCACGUCCUACCAAAGCGGUAAUACCGGUACACCAGUCAGGAACUCGGUUUCUUCCCCUAUCGGCCGCCCUCCUCGAAAGGAGAGCUUGCCCGAGGCUCCUACACCGUCCCGUGCCCCUGCUAGCAUUGUCGAAGAGGACAAGCAGGAAGCUGCCAAGGAGGAAUCCCCCAUGCUUCUCCCUGAAGAGAUCCGUGGUCGACUUGAUCGUUUGGAUCUCGGGUUGUACACCCCUCCUACCCGUGGCUCCAACUUGCGACAAGCUUCGGAAACUUCCCUGUCACCCGCCAGACUCAACCAACCUAUCCCUGCCAAGCUUCCGCCACCAACAGUCGCGCCGCCUAGCAUUCCGAAGUUUGCUAUCCCUGCUCCGCAAGAGAAGGAAAAGAAAAUGUUGACGGAAGCUGAGAAGGUUAGACUUGAAGCUCAGGCGUCCACGCCCGUUCCUGUGGCUCCAGUGUCAGUUCUAGCUGGUUCUUCGACUACACUUCACGCGCCUGAACAGGCUGCGGAUGCGCAGAGCAUCCACUCAAUCCCGAGCGUUAGCUCCAAAACCAGUACCACAACGAGCAGACGGCGAGCCGCGAAGAAAAUGGCCCUUGACAUCAUGUCUGAAUUCAACGAGUCUGGCAUGGGUGACUUUGAAGUGGAGGAAGAAGUGCCUAUCAAUGAGGACCGCGCAAGAGCUGUUCGCUUUGCAUAAUCUGAUGCCUUUUCAAUGGCAAGACUUUCACGGAGAAACGUAGGUGUGUGAUAGGAGAAGAAUGGAACGAAGAAGAAAGAAGUUUUUGGGUUGUGGUACAUAAUGACCAAUUUAACGAAUGACGAAUAGUUUGCGGACUUGUAGCUGUAUAUACGCGAGGAGACUUUGGGGAUUAAUCUGGUUCGCAUAAUCAUGCUGCUAGGUAAUGACACUUCACAUAGAUUGUCGCGAUGCAUUGGCAUGAC